Molecule: messenger RNA, 1161 nt
Organism: Micromonas commoda
Lineage: Eukaryota; Viridiplantae; Chlorophyta; Mamiellophyceae; Mamiellales; Mamiellaceae
Exons: 2
Coding region: 1-1161 (386 amino acids)
Molecular function (GO): protein binding
Source: RefSeq, a predicted model, not a curated record
AUGGAGCCCGAGAACCGAAAGGCCGAGUUCGAGGAUGCCAAGGCUAAGGCAGCCGAGUUCCUCGCCAAGGGGGACCCGCAGGCCGCCAUCGACCAAUACGGCGAUGCCAUGAUAUGCGCGUUCGACGACACCCAGCGCGGUGCUAUUCACAGCAACCUGUCCCUCUGCUAUCUCCGCCUCAAGGACUACGCCAUGGCCGUCACCCACGCCGACGUCGCCAUGGCGCUUCGCCCGGGCUGGGAGAAGGGAUACUUUCGCCACGGCGAGGUCGCGUUCGAGCAGAGGGACUACGCGACCGCGCUCAAAGACUACGAGGAGGCUGUGAAAUGCGCGCCGAACGACGCGGCGCUGAACCACAGGGUCAAACUCGCGAAAGAAGCCACGGAGGGUUUCUACUUCAGGCAGCUCUUACCCGGCCGGGACAUCUGCGUCAACGCCAAGAAUCCAGUCGAGGCGCAGAUCUUCGGCGCCGCGGUUCAGAUGCAGAACUUCAUCUACCUCGUGGGCGACGCGCGCACGCGCCAGUGCGCCGUCAUCGACGCGUGCUGGGACGUCGACGGCAUCAUCGCCGUCGCGAAAAAGGACAAGAUGUCCAUCACGAGGGCCGUCGCGACCCACUACCACUUCGACCACGUCGGAGGCAAGCCGCCGCCGCCGUUUGACGCGCUCGGCAUCGAGGUGCCGGGGAUCAAGCAGCUCGAGGCGGCGGGCCUGCCGGUGCACGUGCAGGAGGAGGACGCGGUGAAACUGCGGGAGAUUGGCGUGAAGGAGACGAGCAUGACGCUUCACCGGGACGGGGACGUCCUGCGGGUCGGCGGCGUUCGACUGCGUUUCGUGCACACCCCGGGGCACUCGCCGGGGUCGAUGAUCGUCGUCGUCGACGGCGAUAACCCGGGCGCGCCGGGCGGCGGCGCCGGCAUCGUGGUGAGCGGCGACACCAUCUUUCCCGGGUCGUGCGGCAGACUCGAUCUCCCGGACGCGGACAAGGAACGGAUGUUUCACUCGCUCGCCAAGUGCGCGAGUUCGCUGAGGGACGAGAUGACCGUCUACCCGGGGCACAACUACAACGGCGCGUCGUCGACGAUUGCGAAGGAGAAACGGGACGGGCUGCUCAGGCCGUUCACGAAGACGCAGUGGGAAGCGAUGAUGGGAGGAAAGUAG